AUGGACACUCUGUCUCCCCGCCCUGAGAGUUCGAAACGUCUCAGCGACGAACUGAAGGCUAAGAAGAAGAGCGGCUUCAGCAUAUCCAGCCUGUUCAAAUCUCCAGGACGACCCACCAUUUCUGCUCCCGAGAAUCCUGUCCAUAUCACUCAUGUCGGCGUUGACAAUCGUACGGGCGAGUUUACCGGUCUUCCGCGUGAAUGGCAGAACAUCCUGGCUAGCGCUGGUAUCUCGGAGCAGGAACAAAAGCGAGAUCCCAAGGCCAUUGUCGACAUUGUCACUUUUUACAAAGAGAACGCGGAAAAGAACCCCGAAGAUGGCAUCUGGCAGAAGUUUGGCACGGCUCACGCCCGCGACACCCCCCAGCAUAUGUCUCCUCCAAGUGGUCUCACAUCGCCAAUAGUCACCCCUUCCUCGGGCUUCGCAUCGCUUGUUAGUCCCCCGCAAAGCCCGCGCUUCCCGCCCAACAACGAGGAUAGCUUCGAGAACCCCAGAGCUGCUCCUCCUGUGCCUCGCAACGUCGGUCUCGGCCUUGGUCCUAUGUCACCUACUAUGCCUAGCGGGAAUACGAUUCCUCUGCGUGCAGCCCCACGUCCUCCUCCCGGUGCAACCCCUGCCGGUCCUGCUACAAUCCCUGCCCGUGCACCCUCUUCUGCCUCCGGAGCAACGUCCCCUCAACAACGAAAACAAGAUGAUUAUCCUGCCGUUCAAUAUGCUCCACCAACCAUCAACGAAGUCUCACAGCCUACUGCCUCCCGCUCGCGAUCGAAUACUGCAACACAAGCGCAACAUCAACCCUCCGCUGCUUCCUCGCCGUAUGCAUACCAACAACAGCAGCAACAAGCCAUGGCUGCGGCUCAGGCUGCACUCCAUCAAUCGAGUAUCGAGCGCAAGCAAAGUCAGCGCGUUCCCCAGCAACCGCAUAUCCCAAUCCCGAAUCCCCAAGCAGUUCCUGCGCCUAACCAGGAGGCCCGCGUCGGCCCUGUGCCUCGACCAAGACAGCGGCCUCAACGCCAAAGCCAGCAGCAGAAUGGGGAGAUCAUCGCGAAACUCAACGCAAUUUGCACACCUGCAGAUCCGACAAAGAAGUACCGUAAUCUCAACAAGAUUGGCCAGGGUGCUUCUGGUGGUGUUUUCACUGCGUACGAAGUCGGCACUAAUAAGUGCGUUGCGAUCAAGCAGAUGAAUCUGGAGCAACAACCCAAGAAGGAUUUGAUCAUCAACGAGAUUCUGGUCAUGAAGGAUAGCAAGCACAAGAACAUUGUGAACUUCAUGGACAGUUAUUUGGUCAAGGGAGAUCUGUGGGUUGUGAUGGAAUAUAUGGAGGGUGGCAGUCUGACAGAUGUGGUCACGUUCAACAUGAUGUCUGAGCCACAGAUUGCAGCUGUGUGUCGCGAGACCUUGCACGGUCUUCAAUUCCUUCACUCCAAAGGAGUCAUUCAUCGUGACAUCAAAUCGGAUAACAUCCUCCUAUCGCUUGAAGGAAACAUCAAAUUGACCGACUUCGGUUUCUGUGCACAAAUCAACGAGUCUCAGCACAAGCGUACGACUAUGGUCGGUACACCAUACUGGAUGGCUCCUGAGGUGGUAACACGAAAAGAAUACGGCCGCAAGAUUGACAUUUGGUCACUCGGAAUCAUGGCCAUCGAGAUGAUCGAGGGCGAGCCCCCGUACCUCAACGAGUCGCCUCUGAGAGCUCUGUACUUGAUUGCGACCAACGGCACACCUCAAAUCAAGGCUGAAGAGGAACUGACACCCAUUUUCCGGGAUUUCCUCGCCUUCGCGCUCAAGGUUGAUCCUGAUAAGAGAGCCAGUGCACACGACUUGCUGAUGCAUCAAUUUAUCCAAGGAGCAGAGCCACUGGCAACACUUGCACCCCUUGUACGGUCGGCUCGUGCAGCCAGAGCCGAGGAGCGCAAGAACAAAGGCAUAUGA
Molecule: messenger RNA, 1935 nt
Organism: Aureobasidium namibiae CBS 147.97
Lineage: Eukaryota; Fungi; Ascomycota; Dothideomycetes; Dothideales; Saccotheciaceae
Product: Pkinase-domain-containing protein
Exons: 5
Coding region: 1-1935 (644 amino acids)
Biological process (GO): protein phosphorylation; intracellular signal transduction; regulation of MAPK cascade
Cellular component (GO): cytoplasm
Molecular function (GO): ATP binding; protein serine/threonine kinase activity
Source: RefSeq, a predicted model, not a curated record